Molecule: messenger RNA, 3578 nt
Organism: Nylanderia fulva
Lineage: Eukaryota; Metazoa; Arthropoda; Insecta; Hymenoptera; Formicidae
Gene: Ptpmeg
Product: protein tyrosine phosphatase Meg
Biological process (GO): protein dephosphorylation
Cellular component (GO): cytoskeleton
Molecular function (GO): protein tyrosine phosphatase activity; protein binding
Source: RefSeq, a predicted model, not a curated record
GAUGAGAUACGUAUCCACUUUGAGUGAGGACUACGCUUAAAUCUUUUUGCACAAUUAUGAGAAGAAGCUCGAGCACCUACUUCAUCGAGAUCCGGAUCUGUUCUGAGGAGAAAACGACUCGCCGAGUCGUGUGUGUACUUGAAAUAGUCUGUCGAAUCCUGCCACAGGAUCCUUUACAGCAGUUGCUGCAGGAAAAACGCGCGCUCCUGUAUCAUGAAUGUGGUCAGCAUAGCAGAGAGGUGGUGUCGAGAAGGUGGUUGACACGCCUUCAUUUAUUUGAGAUGAUUGAAAGUGUAUCACGCAGAGCGUUGAGUGGCUCCAGUGGGAGCUACCACGUUCGUGGUGCUGAACUAGCAAAGAAUCGCAGAUUAAAAUCUUUAUCAGCUAUCGUUACCUUUCUUGAUGAUACACAGCAUACAUUUCAAUUAGAUAAACGAGCAAAAGGACAAAUUCUAUUGGACUUGGUAUUUCAACAUUUAGAACUCAUUGAAAAAGAUUAUUUUGGCUUACAAUACUCUGAAAAUGGAGUUAAUACAACUAUCCCUACAUCUGAUACAAUGAGAUGGCUGGAUCCCUCUAAACCGGUGAAAAAGCAGAUAAGAAGUAAGGGUGGACAUUUCUUUUUUGCAGUAAAGUUUUAUGUAUCCGAUCCUAGUAAAUUACAAGAAGAAUAUACCAGAUAUCAAUUCUAUUUACAAAUAAGAAGAGAUAUUCUUCAAGGAAAACUUCAAUUGCCAACCAGUACAGCUUGUUUAAUUGCAAGUUAUACAGUUCAAUCGGAAUUAGGAGAUUAUCAUCCAGAGGAACAUGGGCCAGGCUAUCUUUCACAAUUGCAAUUAAUACCUGGACAAACAGAAGAAAUGGAGAAAAAGAUAUCAGAGUUACAUAAGUUACACAAGGGACAAUUGCCGGCUGAUGCAGAAUUUAACUUCUUAGAUCAUGCAAAGCGUUUAGAUAUGUAUGGAGUAGAGUUACAUAAAGCCAGGGAUUCAACAAAUAAGGAAAUACAAUUAGGUGUUACAUCAAUUGGUCUCGUUGUGUUUCAAAAUGGCAUAAAAAUCAAUGUGUUUUCAUGGUCAAAAAUAGUUAAAAUUUCUUUUAAAAGAAAACAAUUUUUUAUACAACUUCGACGAGAACAGUCUGAAAAUUAUGAUACAUUAUUGGGUUUCAACAUGCAAACUUAUCGUAGUUCUAAAAAUCUGUGGAAAGCUUGCGUCGAACAUCAUACCUUCUUUAGGCUUCACAGUCCAAAAAUGCGACCAAAACGGUUUCCCCUCACUUUGAGUAGCAGAUUUACAUAUUCAGGACGUACAGAAUUUCAAACAGUUGAAGAUGGAAAGCACAGAGCACGAGUGGAAAGGACAUUUAUACGAGAUUUAACAUUUAGAUCACCUAGCAAGAAAAUAGCUCAUGCUAUUACAACGGCAGCUAUUACCGACGAUAAAGGAAAACUGACAAUACCUCCUGGAAGAUCAUCGCGAUCUUAUGACAAUAAGGUUCAAUCCCUCGGUGCUCGGGAACCUCGUCAAGCUUGGGGUGAAGGAAAUCAAAGUGACGAUGAAGGUGGUUUUUUAUCUUUGAGGGAAGAAAUAACAGGAAGCUACACGCAAGGUGGAGCAUUUUCUCCAGCAUUAGGAUCUCGAGUAUUCAGUUAUGCGGAUGACGAUACAACUGCUGAAAGAAAUAUUUAUGAUCUGCCAGAUUAUAGUGAACCUACUAGUUCGCCAGCUCCACAAAUAUUAGAAGAUGGUUUAGUAACAAUAUCUUUAACGCCAGACGAACAAGGUCGUUUUGGUUUCAAUGUAAAAGGAGGAUUAGAUUUGGAUAUGCCGAUUUUGGUAUCACGAGUAGCUCCAAAUACACCCGCUGAUCGUUGUUAUCCAAAACUGAAUGAGGGAGAUCAGGUUGUUUACAUCAACGGAAUUGACGUGAGCGGUUUAUUGCACGAACGCGUGGUGAACUUAAUACGACAGUCACGCGAUCGCGGAUCCGGCGAACUUACCUUAACUGUCAGACCGAACGCUCUGUACAAUGCAUUAGCUGGUACCGACGAAACUUCUGAAGAAGAACCGCCUUAUAGGUAUGUGCCUGAUGCACCUCAUGCAACCAUUGGAUCUGAUGCACUGGCACAAUCUAUGUUAUUGCUUGCGGAUGGUCUGGCGAGUGGUGCUCUUAUCGCUCAAUACGAACAAUUGUACAGAAAAAAUCCAGAACUCACGUCACUUGAAUCAAAGAAACCGGAAAACCAGUCGAAAAAUCGCUAUCGAGAUAUAUCACCAUAUGAUGUUACUCGAGUGAUCCUAAUGGGAUCUGCAAAUGGAGAUUACAUUAAUGCCAAUUAUGUGAAUAUGGAAAUACCAGGUUCAGGCAUUAUUAAUAGAUAUAUCGCUACGCAAGGUCCCCUGUCUUCCACCGUUGCCGACUUUUGGCAAAUGGUUUUAGAAGCCGGUAGCACGCUUGUCGUUAUGCUGACAACACUAGUUGAACGUGGUCGUGCAAAAUGUCACCAAUAUUGGCCGGCAUAUAACGAGACGCUCACAUUAAGGAAUCUCACACUUACGUCAACUGCAGAAAAUAUCGAAGAUACAUUUAUUUUUAGAGAAUUUAUACUUCGUGAUGUUAAUACUGGAGAAGAAAGAGAUAUAACGCAUAUGCAGUAUUGUAGCUGGCCUGACCAUGGAGUGCCGAAUGAUUGGCGACAAUUUACUACGUUUACAGAGAGAGUUAGAGCAGCUCGUACUGGAAUAGUCGAACCUGCGGUUGUACAUUGUUCUGCUGGAAUAGGACGAACUGGUGUAUUAGUUUUAAUGGAAACUGCGCUGUGUCUAAUUGAAGCUAAUCAACCGGUAUAUCCGUUAGAUAUUGUACGCUCUAUGAGAGAUCAGAGAGCAAUGAUGAUACAGAAUGCUAGUCAAUAUAGAUUUGUGUGUGAAGCAGUCCAUAAAGCCUAUAGUGAAGGGAUAGCUAAACCACUUCCAGAGUUCAGUAGGUGAAAAUAAGAAUUUAAAAUGGGCAGCGUAUUAUAAUUAUAGCCAUUUCUUCUCUUACAUCUUGCAUCAAGCAUCAUGUCAUGUUAGAAGGUAAUUUUAUACUUUGACAAUAAACACAUAAUAUAUUUAAUAUAGUAUAAAAUGAACUAGUAAACAAACAUUCACACAUUGUGUGUGUAUGUGUGUGUGUGUGUGUGUGUAAAGUAUAUAUCUCAUUUAUACAUAACACUGACGUCCAAUUCUCAAUGUUAUACUCAAAAUUGCUAUUUCUUUAUAAUUCUAUCAUGCGCAAUUUUGAUUUAGUAUUCUAAUAUGUAUGUGUGAUUAAUCCAUUUCUUCACACCAAACGUUGUAUCAUACAAAAUGUGAUCAUAUUUUUUUUAAGUAUAUAUUAAUAUUUUAUAAUAAUUUUAAAUAAAUUUUUUUUCUGCAUGUAAUGCGAUGUAUGUGGAAAUCGUGAAAAAAGGCAAUGUACUAAGUUAUAUCAUUAUCAAAGUAAAAUAAUUAGAUUUAGUUAUAUAACAAAAAUUAUAAACUACAACAUAAUUUCAAUGCAAUUUUAAAUGCUGUAAAUAUAUAUAUAUAUAU